AUGGAGGACGAGUUUCUCGGGUUCUCCGAGGAGUACGACAACGCCUGUGGUAAUUUUCUUCCCCUGCAGGCUUUCAUGUAUUUUCAGAUAAAGAGAAUAACGCCGACGAUGAAACUGAAAAAGAUGUCGUUGUGUGUUCUUCCGAAGCACUGGAGACGGGGUUUCUUAACUUGACACAAAUGCAGUGAGAGAAUUUAUUGUACACUUUUAAUCCUCGCACAUUCAGACCUUGUACAAAUGAAAUGUCCAAAGGGGUAGUCUUAGAGCCGCGAAGCAAGUUUGAAAGAAUACUUAAAAAUCUUGGCGUUGAAGUUCUUUUCGACGAGUCGAUGAAAGAAUUUUUCAGGAUCGGUAUGUUUCAAAAGUUAUUUUUUAUGAGUUUAUGUGGGUUUUGUGUAGGUGGUGACCUCAACCACGCCAUGUGGACACGGAAACUAGAGGCUUACAUGCAGGAUAAAGCGAAAAAGAGCGAAUUACUCACUCAUUUCGAGGAAGAAGUCAAAACUUCGGCGUCGUUAUUGCUUUGUCUUGCACCGACUGCAUCGUGAGUUUGCAAAAUUGUUAAUUAAUUUUCUAUUAUUUCAUUUGCAGGUCUUUUGGGCGCCAAGACACGAUGUUCCGCGCUUUUUUGCUCUGUAAAUCUAGCCAAUCAAAGGCUUUUGAAGUUUUAAUGACGGCUCUCAAUGACUUGGCCACUUCGUGAGUUUUAUUAUCGCUUAUAAUUUGCUGGGAAACUUGAAAACUUUCAGUUUUUUUUUUCAAAAUUGUAAUUCUAGAUCGUGAAAGAUACAGAUAAGUUAAGCAAAACGUAAUAUUGAAGUUGCAUUUCAGAAACGAGGAAAACAGCAAGGAACUGGCGUUUGCCUGCGUAUCUCAGAUUAGAUAUCUCGAAGUUUCUUACGACAACCAGGCCAUUUACCAGAGUGUUUUUGAUAGCAAGUUCGAUACUUGGAAUCCAACGACUCGUGACGCCUUCAUCUCCGCUUUGCCUGAGGUUUCUGUUUUGAAAUAGCUUUAUUAUUUCAUUUAUAUCACUCAGAUUUUAACUGAUCCGUGCGCUCAACAAGAAGCCGCGCUAGAGCUGAAGGAUAUGUUGCGUUCUGAGGUCAUCAUGAGUUAUCUUUUAAAAUUUUUUUUUGCAGAAUAUGAUAGAAUUCAUUUUUUUGUAUUUUUUUGGGAGGGUUCCUCCAAAAACAUUAAGGCGCAUUUAGAAGAUGGGAAAGGCGAAAUUAGUCAGAAAAAUUUAAAGAAUGUGUAGUUGCAACCCAUGUAAUGUACAAAAGCUUGAUAAGGAUACAAAUGUUCAAAAGCUUCAAUUCAUAUUGGAAAAGGUUCUUCGUCUUGAAAUUUUUUUUCAACUUCGUCUAUAUUCCUUCGAAAAUUUCAAAAAUAUUUUUUUAAAAAUCAGAAUUAUUAUAAAAACGAUAAAAUUUGAAUUUUUUAAAGUUAACUGUGUUUUAGCCAUGAUCUCACAAUUUCAAGGUGCCAAGUAUACAGAUUGAUCCUAUUUGCUUCAGGUAGCCAGCGCGGCUUCUUUCCAGACGGCCAUCCUCAAUUCUCUGAAUUUAUUACGCAUGCAACCUUCUGUAGCUACAGAGGUCCUAUUUCAAAUAAAAAAUUAGGGGAUUAUACGGAGUCUUUAGGUUAGAAAGUUCCUUUGUGUCAAUUGCAUGCACGUCGACGCGACGAUCCUGCCUCUCAUCACCAACUUUUCUUUGGCUUCGAUUUCAACGGACCCAUCUGCGAGUUUUCUCGAUUUUCUGAACGAUUUUUCGAAGUUUCUGAAGUUGGACAACCUUCGAACACUGCGACAGAGUCGUGGGUAAGCUUCUCGAACAGAAAAUGUCUCAUUAUAUUAGUUGCUUUUACGGUUCGUAGUUUUGAGAAUUUCGGAUCUUGACAGUAUCUGAGUUGGUUGUUCAGACAUUUGGGCACCGAUUCAAUUGUGGCGGCCACUUUUGCAAGUAUUAUGCGCUACGUUCAGUUGGACAAGAAGGUGAAUUCCUCCGAAAAUCACUUCUCAUCGAUAAUUUCUUCUUGAAAGGCAUGGAAAAGUUUGUCGGUAUUUUUGUGCCGUAACAUUGACGAAACGGAGAAUCCGGAGCCCGAUGUGGGAACUUCUUCGAAGCCAAGAGUAACCUAAACAUUUUAACAUUUAAAAAAAGAUAAUUAAAAAAUUCAGAAGUACGAAUUGUUCGAUUUGAUGCUUCUUUUCGCCUCUUUGUCCUCCUACGGAUGCCCGCCGGCCGUCUUGAAUCACCUGAAAACCUGUCUGACGGCUAAUCCCGCCGUCACCGAUCAGUUUAUCAAUCUUUGCAAGAACGCCCUCAGUUUCAGAAAGGUGUAUUGUAGAUUGUGGGACGGACAUGUUCUAGAAAUACAGCAAAAAAGAAGCCGGGCGUUGCACUUUUGCUCUACAAAACUGUAAAAAAAAACACUUUAAAAGAGUAAAAAAAAAACAUAGGACUCGAAGCGAAGCUUGGUUUUUUGUGCAGAAAAAAAAGAGUAAACGCCAGCGCGGGAUUAAAGAUGAGAACCUUUUUUCAGCUUGGAACAUUCUGAAUAUUGUUAAACACAACAUAAUUGAUCUUCAAUUUAUAAAAAAAUGAUACAUUCAAAUCAUUUUUUUCUGAAGAUAAUGCUUAGACGAAAUUUGAUCAUUGGAAGCGCGAAACGACGCUAUAAAAUGUCUCUGUUGCGUUACUUUUACAUCGUUUUUCACGAUUUUAUAACGUGGCUAUAAAUGAAGCUUUAUUGUCUAUUCAAAGAAAUUAUUUUUGGAAAUUGGAAAUCUUUACGAUUCAUUCUAGAUAAGACUCAUCUUUUAAUUUUUGAAAAGCUUCAAAAUUUUUGUUGACGGUCGUAAAUACAUUUAGUUUUGCUUUUCAGCUUCUAAAAAGUUUUCCGACGUCUUAUAAAAAGUUCUGAGCUCAUUUUGUGAAAACCUAGUCAACAUGACCGUUUCAGUUCCGAUCAGAGUACCUGACUGCGUUCAUAAGCUGUGCCAGACAGUGUGUAUGGUCUUUGGACGAGAACCUCCGUUCUUUUGGCUCUUUCAUCUACAAAAAACUGCUCGUCCUCACCGAAAAAACUAAUCAACAGGUCUCCAAACUGUUUCAAAACAGUUUUUUCCGAAAAGAAGAAGUUCAGAACGUGUUCGAAGAGCUGCUCUCGCAUUUCAGCCGCGGAGAUGUCGAAUGUUCCUGCGUUCUGGAGAUUCUCAACAUGGUUGCCGAAGAGCACUACAAUGCGAUUCGCGAUUUCAUCCCCUUGAUUCAGGUUUAUUCGGCGAAAAUGUACAGUAAAAACAAGGCAAAAUUCGAUCCGUAUUUAAAAUAG
This is a messenger RNA of Caenorhabditis auriculariae, 3339 nucleotides long. The record is from the annotation of a GenBank genome assembly. Lineage: Eukaryota; Metazoa; Nematoda; Chromadorea; Rhabditida; Rhabditidae.